This is a messenger RNA of Trichobilharzia szidati, 3878 nucleotides long. Lineage: Eukaryota; Metazoa; Platyhelminthes; Trematoda; Strigeidida; Schistosomatidae. The record is from the annotation of a GenBank genome assembly.
AUCAGAUGUGUUCCUACCCUAACAAACCAAUCAAAAAGCAGACCAAGUAACCUAAGGUUGACAAUCGGCAAUGACUAGUCGAAGUUUUUUUUCAAGCAAAAUAAUAAAAAGUCAAUAUUUUUGUAGACAUAACACACAUCGGAAGGGUACAAAGAAUUAUGUAGGUGUUUUGGCUUCACUUCAACUCUUGCCUACAUGUUAUCCCAAUAAAAGUGACUUGCAACUAACACAAACCAUGUACAUGAACAAAAUAGUCAUAAAACUGAUGAAUGUAUUCAGACUGAAUACAAACACUUAAUAGCUUCCCUGACAAACUCAGAUUACUGCAGUGAAUGGUCCAUGAAGAACUCAUCGCCAAAAAAUGCUUUAAUACUUUGUUAAUUGCCUAAACCUAAGUUUGUCUUUAAGCUGGAUAAAGUUAUUCAGUACAAACGUACCUUAUAAUUUUCAUAAGAAUAUUCAGGAUUUUCGUAACAACUAAAUUCGUUACUUUAUCUAGCACUUUACACUGACUUUACUUUAAAUAAAUGAUGGCUGCUGUUCAACUUGAUGAUCGUGAUCGAAAUAUGGUUAUGGGAAGAAAUUUAUAUAGAUCAUCGUCUCCUGGAACACUAAGACUAGAAACAAGGAUAAAAGAACUGGAAGAUCAACUGGAUGAUGAGAGGGCAGCACGAAUAAAGACUGAAAGGGAAUUGGCUGAAGUGAAUGCUGAAUAUGAUAUUUUGAAUGCGGAUUUCCAAAACGCCAGAGAUCAAAUAAGUCAACAAGAAGAAACAAUCAAAAGACGAGAACAAGAAUUUUCACGUGUUCGUCGGGAACUGGAUGGAAUACGUGAUGUAAAUGAAGAAAACUUGGAAAAUUUGAGGCGUCGUCAUCAGACCACAGUUAAUGAACUAAACAUUGAAAUAAAUACACUCCAGAAGGCAAAAACCAAAGCUGAAAAAGAGAGAUCUGAAAUGGCUAGACAACUUGAAAAUGCCUUUGCUGAAGCUGAAGAUGCUAAUAAAGCAAAAAUUACUGCUCAAAAUAAGCAGGAAGCAUUAGAAUCUCAAGUCAUUAGACUUAGAGCAAGUAAUGAGGAGUCACAAAAGCGUGUCACAGAACUUAAUGCACAAAAUGCUCAACUUGUUGCUGAUAUUACUGAACAUACGAGAAAUACGGAGAAGCUAAACACAAGUCUUGCAGGUUUGCAGAGAGCGCAAUCAAUUGCUGAAACGAAAGCAGAGGAUUACAAAAAAGCUUUGGAAGAAGAAACAAAGGCUAGAACGUUGAUUCAAAAUAAACUUAAUACUGCACAACAAGAAUUGGAGGUGCUGACUCAUAGAGCUGAUGAAGAAGCUGAAACUGUAGUUAAACUCCAAGGACAAGUCAGUAGAUUAACAAGUGAAUUAUCACAAACUAAAUCAAAAUAUGAAAAAGAAAUAAAUGAAAAAACUGAAGAAUUCGACGAACUAAAACGACGUUUAAACAAUCGUAUCAAUGAGUUAACAGAAUCUUAUGAACUUGAACGUGGUAGAGUGGUUAGUCUAGAGCGUACAAAAAACCAACUAGCCAAUCAGUGCCAAGAGAUACAAACCCAGUUAGAUAACAUGUAUGCUGAAUGUGCUGAACAGCUUCAAACUAUUAAAAGUUUAGAAUCUCAGAAGACUGAACUUGAACAGGUAUUAGAAGAGACUCAAGCAGAAGAAAGUAAUUUAAGAACAAAAUCCGGUUUAUUGCAAAGAGAUUUAAUUCAAGUAAGAGCUGUUAAAUCUGAGUUAGAAGAACGUGUUACAGUUCUUGAAAAAGAGAAUAAGCAAAAUGCAGAUAAAUUGAAAGAAACAAAAGAGCGUUUAUCAGUUGUUAGUAGACAGAUUACCGAUUUAGAAAGCUCUCGAGCAAGAUUAGAAUCAGAAAGAGAUAAUCUUGACAGUACACUGAAAGACACAGAAGAUGCAUUACAUGAAUGUGAAACUCGAUACCAAGCAUCCUGUUCUGCUCUGAGUACCCUGAGAAGUGAAUUUGAACGUCAAUCACGAGACAAAGAAGAAGAAUUAGAAAGCUUCAGACGUUCAAGUCAGCGUAAUAUUGAGAAUCUCAAAGCAGCAAUUGCUGACAUGGAAAUCAAAAAUCAAAAUGAGGUAGAUCGAAUCAAAAAGAAAUUUGAAGGAAUGAUAAGUGGUUUGCAAACUCAGUUAGAAGAGGAGAAAAACGCUCAUUUGGAAACAACUAAAGCUCAUGAAGAAGCAGAAACACAUAUAUGUCAGUUAGAAAUGGAAAUUACUGAAUUGAAUAAUUUAGUUUCUGAAACUGCUACCACUUUACAGAUAUGUGAAAAUCGUCGAUCUGCUCUAUCAAAUGAAGUAGACAGUUUAAGAAGUCAACUGGAAAUCACAGAACGAUUGAAAAGAAAACUGGAAGAAGAAUCUUCAGAAAAUAUGUCGAAGUUCGGUGGUUUAACCAUACAAAUAAAUAAUUUGACCGCUGAAAGACGAAAGCUUGAAGGUCAGAUAGCUAUACUUCAGGGUGAUCUUGAUGAUGUAACAGGUGCUAAGGAUGUGGCAAUAGAGAGAGCAGAUCGACUUCAGAAUGAAGUUACUCGUUUAGCUCAAGAACUUCAAACUGAACAGGAAUCCUCUCGUAGAGCAGAUACAGCAAGAAGACACUUGGAAGCAGAAUUGAAAGAGUGUAAUGCAAAAAUUUUAGAAAGUCGAAGAGCCGCCGAUACAGCAGAACGUGAAGCAGAUGAUGCUAAAAAUCAAGCUGAGAUUAAAGUUAGAGAGUUACAAUUGGCACUGGAAGAAGAGUCGAAAAAAUCAAGGGAGGCACAAAGUCAGUUGAGAAAAUGUGAACGAUCGCUUAAAGAAUCAAUGCAAGCUGAACAAGAUGCUGGACACAUGGUUAAUGAAUUACGUGAAAUGGUUGAACGGGCUCAGACAAAAUUGAAGCAGACUAGAAGACAGUUAGAAGAAGCGGAAAAUGCCGCUCAGACUGCAGUAAUGAAAUAUCGUAAAGCUCAACAACAGGUGGAUGAUGCAGAUUUGCGUGCUCAGUUGGCUGAAAGACGUAUCGGUCUAUGUUCCCAAGAAGACAAUCCAACAACAUAUGGGAAUUAUGGUAGGCAACGAUCUGGAAGUCUUUAUCCAACUAGAACAAGAAACUAUUCUGUUACACGUGAAGGUUCAGUGUUCAGUGUUAUGAGUGAAAUGCCAUCUCCACAUAAAACUCGUUUUCAACUAGGACCUUCAAGACUUAACAAUCGUUAUGAUACUGGAAGUCAACAAAGAGACAAUGGCAGUUCACUAAGUCUACUUGAUCUUCCACCUGCUGAAACAAACAGUAGUUAAUUGUGUCACACUGUGUUCAAUUGAAAAAAAAUGCUUGACAAUUUCAACUAGUUGCACUUCUUAUUUUCCUUUCGUUUUCAUCCUGACAAAUAUUUUAGCAUGAUUUUCGUAUACCUCAUUCCUUUACAAGUAAGUGCAAUAAACUGAUAGCAUGAAUAAAAAAAUUAUUUGAAUACAGCUACUUUCAUUCUUAUACCAUUUUGAAAGUAAUAUUCCUAGAAAUGUAUCCAUUGAAACUCUUUUUGUUUAUAAUAGUUCAUAACUUCUACCAGUUAGUAAUAUAACCUAACAGGUUAACAGGAUUACUAAUAAUAAAUGAAGACAAGAAUGUAUUGUUUAGAACUGGUUAAUAUUGUUGCAUGUAUCCGUUUAGUCUGAGUGUAUAUUUACAUUUUUGAUUUAAUGAAGUGCCUUCUUUUUACCUUUUUUUUCCUUAUAGUAUAAUGGAUUUUAGUAAUCAUUUUAAAACCAUGAUAACAUAUACUAUGGUUUAUGAAAUUCAUUGUUUAACCCAUUUCUUGAUUAACAAAAUAUAUAAAUAGGUACCUUUUC